GGGAGCGCACAUCGGCUGCGUCCCUAACCUCCAUUUCGUCACAGGAGAGCAUCAGCGGGCUUCAACCUAACCUCGUCGGAAACACCGAGAAGUACAGCGAUCCGUAUUGUAUAUGCAGAUUUGUUGGGCGGCGCGGCCAGCUCGAUCGACUCUACUGCGACAAUGCAACCAAUUUUGUUGGUUCCUCACGGCUGCUUCAGGAGAUGGCCUCCGAUGUCCGCAGCACACUGGGAACGUACGGCGUCCAUCACCAGGUUGAGUUCGUCUUCAUUCCGCCCCGGUCGCCUCAUUUCGGGGGCCUAUGGGAGGCCGCCGUCAAGUCCGCCAAACACCUCUUUUUGAGGGCCGUCGGAAACGCCUUGCUGAAGGAGGACGAAGUCCAGACGAUCCUGGUUGAAGUGGAAGCAGUGCUUAACUCGCGUCCGCUAGUAGCUGACAGCAGCAACCCUAACGACGGAGAGGCUAUUACUCCAGCCCACUUUCUGGUAGGCACCACGCUCGCUGCUCUACCCCCAGGAUCGGCACCUCCUCAUCCGGACGACGACCUAACUCAUCUACAACGCUGGCAGCUUAUAUCAGCCAUCAAGCGACGGUUUUGGCGAGACUGGUCCCGUGACUACAUAGCUGGGCUGCAGCAAAGAGUUAAGUGGACAACGGAAUCGGCCAACCUUCUACCAGGAACCAUCGUCGUCAUCAAAGAGGACAAUUUACCGCCCCAGAAGUGGCUGCUCGGCAGAGUCACCGAAGUAACGCACGGAACGGAUGGCAAGGUGCGCGUUGCUCUAGUAAAAACCAAGCAAGGCGUAUACAAACGCUCAGUACAUCAUCUGGCACCUCUUCCCAUUAAUUGAAGGCCUACAGCGCUUCAACGCGGGCGAUGUUUGGUCAUCUCACUGUUUGUUUUGUUUUCUAUGGUCGUUGCGAUGCCGACUAUCGAAAGCUGCGAGCAGGGGCGUAGCACAGCUGAUAAUCGCUAAUAAAUUACCCCCUACAAGUCGGCAAGCAACGAUCAUACAACAAAAUACUAGAUUAAAAAACUACUAGAUUACCAUAAAAUACUAACUCUAGAUACCAAUGUAAUAGGGAAGAUCUGAAACGAGCGAGUUGGUAACAUUGUUGAAUAGAAAAAGCUCUUGAAAUAAACGCACAAUUUACAUAGAUGA
This is a messenger RNA of Drosophila suzukii, 1163 nucleotides long. The record is from RefSeq and is a predicted model, not a curated record. Lineage: Eukaryota; Metazoa; Arthropoda; Insecta; Diptera; Drosophilidae.